Messenger RNA from Fibroporia radiculosa, 450 nucleotides. RefSeq lists its product as uncharacterized. Bases 1 to 450 code for a protein of 149 amino acids. The transcript has a single exon. Lineage: Eukaryota; Fungi; Basidiomycota; Agaricomycetes; Polyporales; Fibroporiaceae. The record is from RefSeq and is a predicted model, not a curated record.
AUGGACAGUGACCUGGUCGUCUAUGUUGCACAAUACUCCCGCGGUGUCGACGCCAACCGGAAGACUCUAACCAUGCACUGGGAAAUCUGUAUCCAAACGAGCGAAGCAGACCAGCGGCCUAGAGGGAACAUCUAUCACAUCAAAGGCUCUAGAGCCGACUACAAAUUCGAGAAGUUGGUCGACCGACACUUUACCACGACGGGAAACUGGAGGGGGAUGGUGAAAGUGGGAACCGUCGCAAAGUCAUCUCUACCGGGUAUCGAGCAGCUGUUUCGGGAAGUGCAGAUCCACACCAACAACCCGGACUGGGGAUGCCGAAACUGGGUGUCAAACGCGCUGCGAAAACUGUAUGCACGAGGUUACGGGAUUGAUCCCAUCCUAGCGCAGUGGGAAGGGUUGAACCAUAUGAUGGAUAUGGUCUUGAAAGCUUGGGAGGAUGGAGAUUUGUGA